CAAAUUAAUAGCUGCAUAUCAAGUUAUUGGUGAGGCCUUCUUCUGGAUACGCUUUGAUCACGAAGCAGUUUGCGAGUGUAAGUGAAGUACAUGUGUUUUAUGUUGUGGAAUCAGCCGUGUAGCAUAGACUUCUUUCCUUACCUAGGGAAAGGACAAAAAGAACAUUCUGGAACAACAUUCAGGGAUAUGUAUCCAGAGAGGACACACUAUGACAGACUAGUUAUUUGACUAAUAUGAUAAGUUGUGAUCCUUUUUAUAUAUUUAAGAUUUCAUUUUGUUGGAAAGCUUUCCAAGGGUGACCUAGGACAUGUGCCAAUGACGAAAGCCUCUUGUAACAAUUCAGAGCAUGCUGUGUGCGUUAUGAAAUGGGAUUGUAAAAAUCCUCUCCAAAAUGGCAUCUGAAAUAGCAUUAAAGCACAGUUUCCUUUGAUAAGGCUUUAAGACCCUCCUAUGAAAAGUGAUACUACUCUGAGUGACACUGUGUCAGCAUUAUGCGAUGUUGUGUUGUUCAGAACCGACAUUAAUCCAUUAAGGGUGCGAGGGUCAUUUAUUUUCCUCAUGAAGUCAUUAAAUACCACUAUUGAUUUCUUUUCAGUCAGUCAGAUUGUACCUUCGUUUUAUGAUCACACUAUACAUUAAUGCUAAGUGUUGAUUUUAUGCGCUUUAAAUAAUGGAUCCUAUCUUAUUUAAAAUUAAAGUUUAAAAUGAAGUUAAAAAACAGCAGUUGGGAAAACAAAAUUGUAUAAUUGGCUCACUAACCAAGAUCACGUUUACUAGAAUUAGAAAAGUGAUGUUGAUGUUUAAAAAUGUAUAACUUGCCCAUCUCCUGUGUAUUGUUUUCUAAAUAGUUGAGAGAUGACUUUUAAUUCAUCUUUAGUAAAGUAAAAUGAACAAAACUGGAAAUGUGGGUCUUUAUAACACCCUUUUCCCGCUGCCACUCUUGUAACUAAAUAUACCACUCUCUGCUGCUUUGCGGAUGGGUCCGUUGCGCAUUUACUGUCCAAUUCCCUCCUUUUUGCCACGUAAACAAAAACAAAGAGUAAAUACUCAGAUUUACUGGAUUUACCGGAACCAGAUUCCUGGUCCUUUGGAGUAUGGAGCAGGAAAAUGGGGGAGGAAAAUGAAAAACAAAAAAAUCAGUGUAGGAUAUUCUGUUCUGGAAACACAGAUGGAUAGUACUCCGUGAUUUUGGUUACAGAACUCCUUUUAUGAUAUAAGUUGUUCAUUUCACUGGAACGAUGGGGAAUGGCUGCUUCUUUCCCCUCCCUGGAAAUAACCGUGUUUCUCAAAAGAAAUGGCAAUGGAGAGAAUUCCAUUCUUUCUGAUUUCUGUCAUUCUCUUAAGACCAGUAAUUUUUUUCCCUUAAAUACAAAUACGUUAUAUCUCGUGUUGUUACUUGAAGGCGUACUUGAGUAGUACCAGGAACUCUGUAGGGUUCCUAUUCUGGCCGCGUUUUGACUACUUCUCUUCCCUGUCCUUUUGGAACAUGACAUCAAGAUUCGUGGUCGAGACAGAGGCGAGGUGAUGUUUAUUUAUUAGAUCCCCGCUCUCCCAGGCAGUACUCCUGAAGGUCUCCAGUCUCCAGUGCAGGAGAAGCGAGUGGUACCACGGCUGUUACAAGAGCAUCUUUGGAAAAGCUGUGCGCUCAGCACCUUUUUUCGUAGGCUUCUUGCCUGGCUCAUUGACGGAAACCUGAGCGGAGCUGUGAUAUUAAUGAAUUAUGACGAGCCCUUUGCCUGCCAGGCGGAGGUUCCCGCCUCCCUCCUUUAAGACAGAAACUUAAUGGAAGCUGCUCCAAUGGGCAGGCUCUCUGAUGAUACCCCUUAAGUGCUCAUCCCCUUUUCUGAUGUGAAUAUUCAGAGAGCCACAGAAGCUUCAAGUGGCAGCGUUUAAUAUCGUCUUUCUCAUAAUGCCUGAAUAAUUUUCCGGAGACUGAUCGCUGCAGCUGCUGUGAACAUGGUUAUUUGUUUAGUUUUCACCUUGGUCCUGGUGGAAUGCUGACCCAGCUAAUCUUCAGGACUCACGGGGAAAACGGUUUCAUAUUCAUAGCUCUUGUCUGUUCUUCCAAAAAAACACAAAACUGAAGCGUGUGAUCAGCCACUUUCGUAAUAGAGACAUAAGGAGAACUGGUUCUUUGGUGAGAAAAAAAAAAAAAGACGAUUAAUGAAGAAUUUGGUGAAACAUGAAGACGAUCUUGCAUAUUUUUAAUGGAUGUUUGUGACAAGGAAGGAGAAAGCUUAGGCUGUCGUGAGCAACCUGCAAACAACCAAGGCCAGCCCACCCUUCCGCCUCUGCCACCACCCCAUAAGCAGCACCCCGCACAGCACCAUCCGUCCAUCACUUCUCUCAACAGAAACUCCCUGACCAAUAGAAGGAACCAGAGUCCGGCCCCGCCGGCUGCUUUGCCCGCCGAGCUGCAAACCACACCCGAGUCCGUCCAGCUGCAGGACAGCUGGGUCCUUGGCAGUAAUGUACCACUGGAAAGCAGGCAUUUCCUAUUCAAAACAGGAACAGGGACAACGCCACUGUUCAGCACUGCAACCCCAGGAUACACAAUGGCAUCUGGCUCUGUUUAUUCGCCGCCUACUCGGCCACUACCUAGAAACACCCUGUCAAGAAGUGCUUUUAAAUUCAAGAAGUCUUCAAAGUACUGUAGCUGGAAAUGCACCGCCCUGUGUGCUGUAGGGGUCUCCGUGCUCCUGGCAAUCCUCCUAUCGUAUUUUAUAGCGAUGCAUCUCUUUGGCCUCAACUGGCAGCUGCAGCAGCCCGAAAACGACACAUUUGAGAACGGAAAAGUGAAUUCUGAGGCGGCGCCGACAAACACUGUGUCAUUACCUUCUGGCGACAAUGGAAAAUUAGGUGGAUUUACACAAGAAAAUAACACCAUAGAUUCUGGAGAACUUGAUAUUGGCCGAAGGGCAAUUCAAGAGGUUCCUCCUGGGAUUUUCUGGAGAUCACAGCUCUUUAUUGAUCAGCCACAGUUUCUGAAAUUCAAUAUCUCUCUUCAGAAGGAUGCAUUGAUUGGAGUAUAUGGCCGAAAAGGCUUACCACCUUCCCAUACUCAGUAUGACUUUGUUGAGCUCCUGGACGGCAGCAGAUUGAUUGCAAGAGAGCAGCGGAACCUUCUUGAGCCCGAAAGAGCAGGGAGACAGGCGAGAUCCGUCAGUCUGCACGAGGCUGGCUUUAUCCAGUACUUGGAUUCUGGAAUCUGGCAUCUGGCUUUUUACAAUGAUGGGAAAAAUACGGAGCAGGUGUCUUUUAAUACCAUCGUCAUAGAGUCUGUGGUGGAAUGCCCCCGCAAUUGCCAUGGAAAUGGAGAGUGUGUUUCUGGAACUUGCCAUUGUUUUCCAGGAUUUUUAGGUCCGGAUUGUUCAAGAGCAGCCUGUCCUGUGUUGUGCAGCGGCAACGGACAGUACUCCAAAGGCCGCUGCCUCUGUUUCAGCGGCUGGAAGGGCACCGAGUGCGAUGUGCCCACUACGCAGUGCAUUGACCCUCAGUGCGGGGGGCGUGGGAUUUGCAUCAUGGGCUCUUGCGCCUGCAACUCGGGAUACAAAGGAGAGAAUUGCGAAGAAGCUGACUGUCUAGACCCUGGAUGUUCCAAUCACGGUGUGUGUAUCCAUGGGGAAUGUCACUGCAAUCCAGGAUGGGGUGGUAACAAUUGUGAAAUACUGAAGACCAUGUGUCCAGACCAGUGCUCUGGUCAUGGGACGUAUCUUCAAGAAAGUGGCUCCUGUACCUGUGACCCUAAUUGGACUGGCCCAGACUGCUCAAAUGAAAUCUGUUCCGUGGACUGCGGCUCGCACGGGGUGUGCAUGGGGGGCACCUGUCGCUGUGAAGAGGGCUGGACGGGCGCAGCCUGCAGUCAGAGAGCCUGCCACCCGCGCUGCGCCGAGCACGGCACGUGCAAGGAUGGCAAGUGCGAAUGCAGCCAGGGCUGGAACGGCGAGCACUGCACCAUCGAGGGUUGUCCUGGUCUGUGCAACAGUAAUGGGAGAUGCACGCUGGACCAAAACGGCUGGCAUUGUGUCUGCCAGCCAGGGUGGAGAGGAGCGGGAUGUGAUGUGGCCAUGGAGACUCUCUGCACAGACAGUAAGGACAACGAAGGAGAUGGGCUCGUUGACUGUAUGGAUCCUGAUUGCUGUUUACAGAGUUCCUGCCAAAACCAGCCUUACUGCCAUGGGCUGCCUGACCCUCAGGAUGUCAUCAGCCAAAGCUUACAGUCCCCCCCGCAGCAGGCUGCCAAGUCCUUCUAUGAUCGAAUCAGCUUUCUCAUAGGGUCUGACAGCACCCAUGUCCUACCUGGAGAAAGUCCUUUCAAUAAGAGCCUUGCAUCCGUCAUCAGAGGCCAAGUACUAACUGCUGAUGGAACUCCUCUCAUUGGAGUAAAUGUCUCGUUUUUCCAUUACCCAGAAUAUGGAUAUACUAUUACCCGCCAGGAUGGAAUGUUUGACCUGGUGGCAAAUGGAGGGGCGUCCCUGACUUUGGUAUUUGAACGAUCCCCAUUCCUCACUCAGUAUCAUACGGUGUGGAUUCCGUGGAAUGUCUUUUAUGUGAUGGAUACCCUGGUCAUGAAGAAGGAAGAGAAUGACAUUCCCAGCUGUGAUCUGAGUGGAUUUGUGAGGCCAAAUCCUAUCAUCGUGUCCUCUCCUUUAUCCACCUUUUUCAGAUCAUCUCCUGAAGACAGCCCUAUAAUUCCCGAAACACAGGUACUCCAUGAAGAAACUACAAUUCCAGGAACAGAUCUGAAACUUUCCUACUUGAGUUCCAGAGCUGCAGGCUAUAAGUCAGUUCUCAAGAUCACCAUGACCCAGUCUAUUAUACCAUUUAAUUUAAUGAAGGUUCACCUUAUGGUAGCUGUCGUCGGAAGACUCUUUCAGAAGUGGUUUCCUGCCUCGCCAAACUUGGCCUAUACUUUUAUAUGGGAUAAAACAGAUGCGUAUAAUCAAAAGGUCUAUGGUCUAUCUGAAGCUGUUGUUUCAGUUGGAUAUGAAUACGAGUCAUGUCUGGACUUGACUCUGUGGGAAAAGAGGACCGCCAUUUUACAAGGCUAUGAAUUAGACGCUUCCAACAUGGGUGGUUGGACAUUAGAUAAACAUCAUGUGUUGGACGUUCAGAAUGGUAUACUGUACAAGGGAAAUGGGGAGAACCAGUUUAUCUCCCAACAGCCUCCGGUCGUCAGUAGCAUCAUGGGCAACGGCCGCAGGCGCAGCAUCUCAUGCCCGAGCUGCAAUGGUCAAGCCGAUGGCAAUAAACUAUUGGCUCCAGUCGCGUUAGCUUGUGGGAUCGAUGGCAGUCUGUAUGUAGGGGAUUUCAACUACGUUCGCCGAAUAUUCCCUUCUGGAAACGUAACAAGCGUUUUGGAACUCAGCAGCAACCCAGCUCAUAGAUACUACCUUGCGACUGAUCCCGUCACAGGAAAUCUGUAUGUUUCUGACACUAACACCCGCAGAAUUUAUCGCCCAAAGUCACUGACGGGUACAAAAGACUUGACUAAAAAUGCUGAAGUGGUUGCAGGGACGGGGGAGCAGUGCCUUCCAUUUGAUGAAGCCAGAUGUGGAGACGGAGGGAAGGCUGUGGAGGCGACACUCAUGAGUCCCAAAGGAAUGGCAAUUGAUAAGAAUGGAUUAAUCUACUUUGUUGAUGGAACCAUGAUCAGAAAAGUUGAUCAAAACGGGAUCAUAUCAACUCUCCUGGGCUCUAACGAUCUGACUUCAGCCAGACCCUUAACUUGUGACACCAGCAUGCACAUCAGCCAGGUACGUCUGGAAUGGCCCACUGACCUCGCCAUUAACCCCAUGGACAACUCCAUUUACGUCCUGGAUAAUAACGUAGUUCUGCAGAUCACUGAGAAUCGCCAAGUGCGCAUUGCUGCGGGACGGCCCAUGCACUGCCAAGUUCCAGGCGUGGAAUAUUCUGUGGGGAAGCACGCGGUUCAGACAACUCUGGAAUCGGCGACCGCCAUCGCGGUGUCGUACAGUGGGGUCCUGUACAUUACUGAAACCGAUGAGAAGAAGAUUAACCGAAUCCGGCAGGUCACCACAGACGGGGAGAUCUCCCUGGUGGCGGGCAUACCUUCAGAGUGUGACUGCAAAAACGACGCCAACUGUGACUGUUACCAGAGUGGAGAUGGCUACGCCAAAGACGCCAAGCUCAGCGCGCCGUCCUCCCUGGCCGCUUCCCCAGAUGGCACCCUGUAUAUCGCGGACCUGGGGAAUAUCCGGAUCCGGGCCGUGUCCAAGAACAAGCCUUUCCUUAACUCCAUGAACUUUUAUGAAGUUGCCUCCCCAACUGACCAGGAACUCUAUAUCUUUGACAUCAACGGCACCCACCAGUAUACUGUAAGUUUGGUCACUGGUGAUUACCUGUACAAUUUUAGCUACAGCAACGAUAACGAUAUCACUGCUGUGACAGACAGCAAUGGCAACACCCUCAGGAUUAGACGGGACCCGAAUCGGAUGCCAGUUCGGGUGGUGUCUCCAGAUAACCAAGUGAUAUGGUUGACGAUAGGAACCAAUGGAUGUUUGAAAAGCAUGACUGCCCAAGGACUAGAAUUAGUUUUGUUUACGUACCAUGGCAACAGUGGCCUGUUAGCCACAAAAAGUGAUGAAACUGGGUGGACAACGUUUUUUGACUAUGACAGCGAAGGUCGCCUGACCAAUGUUACCUUUCCAACGGGAGUGGUCACAAACCUCCAUGGAGACAUGGACAAGGCCAUCACGGUGGACAUUGAGUCAUCCAGCCGCGAAGAAGAUGUCAGCAUCACCUCAAACCUGUCUUCAAUCGACUCCUUCUACACCAUGGUUCAAGAUCAGUUACGCAACAGCUACCAGAUCGGGUACGACGGCUCCCUUCGAAUCAUCUACGCCAGCGGCCUGGAUUCGCACUACCAGACAGAGCCGCAUGUCCUGGCCGGCACGGCGAAUCCCACGGUUGCCAAGAGAAACAUGAGCCUUCCUGGAGAAAACGGGCAAAAUUUGGUGGAGUGGAGGUUCCGAAAAGAGCAAGCCCAAGGAAGAGUCAACGUCUUUGGUCGAAAGCUUAGGGUUAAUGGCAGAAACCUCCUUUCCGUUGACUUUGAUCGAACAACAAAGACAGAAAAGAUCUAUGAUGACCACCGUAAAUUCCUGCUGAGGAUCGCCUACGACACGUCGGGACACCCAACUCUGUGGUUGCCCAGCAGCAAGCUGAUGGCCGUCAACGUCACCUACUCAUCCACUGGUCAAAUUGCCAGCGUCCAGCGGGGAACCACUAGCGAGAAAGUGGAUUAUGACGGCCAGGGGAGGAUCGUGUCUCGGGUCUUCGCUGACGGCAAAACGUGGAGUUACACCUACUUAGAAAAGUCCAUGGUUCUCCUGCUCCACAGCCAGAGGCAGUACAUCUUCGAAUAUGACAUGUGGGACCGGCUGUCUGCCAUCACCAUGCCGAGCGUGGCUCGCCACACCAUGCAGACCAUCCGGUCCAUUGGCUACUACCGCAACAUAUACAACCCCCCAGAAAGCAACGCCUCCGUCAUCACGGACUACAAUGAGGAAGGGCUCCUUCUGCAAACGGCCUUCCUGGGUACGAGUCGGAGGGUCUUGUUCAAGUACAGAAGGCAGACCAGGCUCUCGGAAAUUUUAUAUGAUAGCACGAGAGUCAGCUUUACCUACGAUGAAACAGCGGGCGUCCUGAAAACCGUAAACCUCCAGAGUGAUGGUUUUAUUUGCACCAUUAGAUACAGGCAGAUUGGUCCCCUGAUUGACAGGCAGAUUUUCCGCUUCAGCGAAGAUGGGAUGGUAAAUGCGAGAUUUGACUAUAGCUAUGACAACAGCUUUCGAGUGACCAGCAUGCAGGGUGUCAUCAACGAGACGCCACUGCCCAUUGAUCUCUAUCAGUUUGAUGACAUUUCUGGCAAAGUUGAGCAGUUCGGAAAAUUUGGAGUUAUAUAUUACGACAUUAACCAGAUCAUCUCCACGGCCGUAAUGACGUACACAAAGCACUUUGACGCCCACGGCCGCAUCAAGGAAAUUCAGUAUGAGAUAUUCAGAUCACUCAUGUACUGGAUUACGAUUCAAUAUGAUAACAUGGGUCGGGUGACCAAAAGAGAAAUUAAAAUAGGGCCCUUUGCCAACACUACCAAGUAUGCUUACGAGUAUGAUGUUGAUGGGCAGCUCCAGACAGUUUAUCUGAAUGAAAAGAUCAUGUGGCGUUACAACUAUGACCUGAAUGGAAACCUCCAUCUGCUGAACCCGAGCAGCAGUGCACGUCUGACGCCUCUUCGCUAUGACCUGCGAGACAGAAUCACUCGACUGGGGGACGUCCAGUACCGGCUGGAUGAAGACGGGUUCCUGCGUCAACGAGGCACAGAGAUCUUCGAGUACAGCUCCAAGGGGCUUCUGACUCGCGUUUACAGCAAAGGCAGCGGCUGGACAGUGAUCUAUCGCUACGAUGGCCUGGGAAGGCGUGUAUCUAGCAAAACCAGUCUGGGACAGCACCUGCAGUUUUUUUAUGCGGACUUAACCUAUCCCACUAGGAUCACUCACGUCUACAACCAUUCCAGCUCAGAAAUUACUUCUCUCUAUUAUGAUCUCCAAGGACAUCUUUUUGCCAUGGAAAUCAGCAGUGGGGAUGAAUUCUACAUUGCGUCAGAUAACACAGGGACACCCUUGGCCGUUUUCAGUAGCAAUGGGCUUAUGCUAAAACAGAUCCAGUACACUGCAUAUGGUGAAAUCUAUUUUGAUUCCAAUAUUGACUUUCAGCUGGUAAUUGGAUUUCAUGGUGGCUUAUAUGACCCACUCACAAAAUUAAUCCACUUUGGGGAAAGAGAUUAUGAUAUUUUGGCAGGACGCUGGACGACGCCUGACAUAGAAAUCUGGAAAAGAAUUGGGAAGGACCCAGCUCCUUUUAACCUCUACAUGUUUAGGAAUAAUAACCCUGCAAGCAAAAUCCAUGAUGUGAAAGAUUACAUCACAGAUGUUAACAGCUGGCUGGUGACAUUUGGCUUCCAUUUGCACAAUGCUAUUCCUGGAUUCCCCGUGCCCAAAUUUGAUUUAACGGAGCCUUCUUACGAACUUGUGAAGAGUCAGCAGUGGGAGGAUGUGCCGCCCAUUUUCGGAGUUCAGCAACAAGUGGCGAGGCAGGCCAAGGCCUUCCUGUCCCUGGGGAAGAUGGCAGAGGUCCAGGUGAGCAGGCGCAAGGGCGGCGGCGCGCCCUCGUGGCUGUGGUUCGCCACGGUCAAGUCGCUGAUCGGCAAGGGCGUCAUGCUGGCCGUCAGCCAGGGCCGCGUGCAGACCAACGUGCUCAACAUCGCCAACGAGGACUGCAUCAAGGUGGCGGCCGUGCUCAACAACGCCUUCUACCUGGAGAACCUGCACUUCACCAUCGAGGGCAAGGACACGCACUACUUCAUCAAGACCACCACGCCCGAGAGCGACCUGGGCACGCUGCGGCUGACGAGCGGCCGCAAGGCCCUGGAGAACGGCAUCAACGUGACCGUGUCGCAGUCCACGACCGUGGUCAACGGCAGGACUCGCAGGUUCGCCGACGUGGAGAUGCAGUUCGGCGCGCUGGCGCUGCACGUGCGCUACGGCAUGACCCUGGACGAGGAGAAGGCGCGCAUCCUGGAGCAGGCGCGGCAGCGCGCGCUCGCCCGGGCCUGGGCGCGCGAGCAGCAGCGCGUGCGCGACGGCGAGGAGGGCGCGCGCCUCUGGACGGAGGGCGAGAAGCGGCAGCUGCUGAGCGCCGGCAAGGUGCAGGGCUACGACGGGUACUACGUACUCUCGGUGGAGCAGUACCCCGAGCUGGCCGACAGCGCCAACAACAUCCAGUUCCUCCGACAAAGCGAGAUCGGCAAGAGGUAACCCCCCGGGCCCGGCUGCCGGGGACGGACGGCGGCCACCCCCGCGCUGGGAGGCGGACCCAGCAGCGGGUGUCGCUGCGUUUCUCUCGAGCCUACACCGCACCUCUGCUCGGAUUUUUCUGUAGCACAAUCCGAAUCGGACUCUCCGACACAGAAGAGCCUUCCAGGAGAAUGAUACUGCUAUAAAAAAAAAAAAAAAAAAAAAAAAUCCCCCCCCCCCCCCCAAAAAAAAAAAAAAAAAAA
Panthera uncia (snow leopard) is the source of this 10081-nucleotide messenger RNA. It is a transcript of the gene TENM3, whose product is annotated as teneurin transmembrane protein 3. Gene Ontology annotation, biological process: neuron development; heterophilic cell-cell adhesion; signal transduction. The record is from RefSeq and is a predicted model, not a curated record. The transcript is spliced from 26 exons. Gene Ontology annotation, molecular function: cell adhesion molecule binding; protein heterodimerization activity; protein homodimerization activity. Bases 2208 to 9839 code for a protein of 2543 amino acids. Gene Ontology annotation, cellular component: neuron projection; membrane. NCBI's taxonomy places the organism in Eukaryota, Metazoa, Chordata, Mammalia, Carnivora, Felidae.